Messenger RNA from Botrytis cinerea B05.10, 1820 nucleotides. RefSeq lists its product as hypothetical. Lineage: Eukaryota; Fungi; Ascomycota; Leotiomycetes; Helotiales; Sclerotiniaceae. The record is from RefSeq and is a predicted model, not a curated record. The transcript has 5 exons. The coding region runs from base 331 to 1317 and encodes 328 amino acids.
GACCCGUGGACGAAUAGUUGACUAGUACUCUUUUUCCUGUCCAAUAGUCGUAGUCGGCUAUUCGUGGGGGUCGGCUUUAAAUACGGCUGUGUAGAACUGCAGUGCUACCCAACUUGCAUACUCAGCCUCCUAUUUCAUGGGCAAGGCGAGAUCAGUUCAACUAAGCACAUCAGUUAUUAAGAAGCAUGCACUUUCCGAGUAUGGAAUCUUCGUUGAGCUUCAUAUCCUUUGUGACUACUUUAAAUACCUUUUCGUUUCUUAACACUCUCAUCUGUCCUUGACAUUCUCUCAGAUAGCACAAGUUUCAACAACAUAUUCUUACUUAAAACAAUGAAUUCAUCUGUUACACGUCCAUCACUGGACAAUGCUCAAAUUGCCAACAUAGCAGCAUGUAGUGUGGUAUAUGGACUGGCCAUUUUCUGUACUGCAAUCUCGAUAUAUAACAAGGCUCGCAGAAAGGUACUUUAUGUUAUCGAUGAUGGACUUAUGAUUCUUGCCGUAAUUUCGUUGACUGGAGAACUUGCAGGAUAUCUUUACAGUAUCAAGCUCGGGUUUGGAAAACAUAUGGCAACUCUUAGUGUGAACUCCAUCGCUACUAUCUACAAAGUCUUCUAUGUCUUGGAAAUUCUUUAUUUGUUCACCGUUGUUGCCGUGAAAAUUUCCCUUUCGGUGAUGAUCUACCGUAUAUUUCACGUGGACCGCUCGAUCAAGAUAAUAUCUAUAAUCUUGAUUGUUUUGACCGUGUGCUAUUUAGUCGUUGCCCUCGGGGUAACCAUCUUCCAAUGCAUUCCUGUUGAUAAAGCGUGGAGUUAUCCACCUUCGAGCACAUCAGGAUCUUGCAUGAAUCUUAAAGCUAUCUAUCUUGGUAUUGCUAUACCAAAUAUUGGAACGGAUUUCAUUUUAACUCUUCUACCAAUUUACUGCGUCGUGGGACUUUGCAUGAAGACUGGAGCAAAACUUAGAAUUUGCCUGAUGUUUUCCGUGGGAAGCAUUGUUACUAUUAGUUCUAUACUGCGUCUCUGGGCACUCCUAGACUUAUACUAUAACCCCCAAGAUUUCACAUACAUUGGACCUCGCCCACAACUGUGGAGUUUUAUUGAGACAGGAAUGGGUAUUGCGAUAUCGACCGGAUCUCCACUCAUAAUGCAGCUUGGAGGUCGAUUAAAAAACUUCCAGAAAUCAUCACUGGGCCGACGCAUGAAUUUUACUAGCAACAGAACAGCACGCGAAGAGACAAAAUUAAGACGACCCGAAGCAAUUAUUUUACCAGUGAUGGCAAAGUCUCGCAAAUUGGACCAAUACAAUACUGAAAACUGAGACCAAAAAUUAUGGCCAAUAAAACUUUAUAUGUCCGGAAGUUUAACAUAUAGGAGUGCAAUAGAAGCAUGGGUGUAGAGGGAAGUGCGAGGAGAAUACACUAGAACCGUGGUACUGAGUUUGAAGACUUGAUAGGAUUAAUACCCUACGGGAACAAAGAAUCGUAACGAGACGGAAGUUUUGAGAGUGGCAGGCAAACCAGUGAAUUUUCCUUUACAGGAGGUAUAAGAUUGUGGGCACAGUCUAAUCAAGUAGUUGCACAUACAAAGAUUCCAUGAUGUAUCUCAUUUAAGGGAUGUUUUUAAUAUGCUAUGUAGGUCUUUAAGUUAGCUGCAAAUUUUGUAUUUCCAGUUACUAAUUUUCAUCUACUCUCCGCUUUAAAGAUGCCAUAAACUCGGCGAUGGAAUGAAUGAAGUCAACGUCAGCAUACACAUAACACACCAGCACUCUUGGGUGAACACGAGUCAGAAGUCCAUAGGUAAAAUCAAUGAGCUUUGUUUUCA